Messenger RNA from Apis mellifera (honey bee), 730 nucleotides. RefSeq names its product transmembrane protein 138. The record is from RefSeq and is a predicted model, not a curated record. The transcript has 4 exons. Gene Ontology annotation, cellular component: cilium. NCBI's taxonomy places the organism in Eukaryota, Metazoa, Arthropoda, Insecta, Hymenoptera, Apidae. Bases 138 to 641 code for a protein of 167 amino acids.
GUAAAAACAUAUAUAUGCGAUAUAUUAUUUUGUGUUGUCAUAGCAACUCAUAGAAUAUAGAGAUAUAACCAAACACAAAGAAAAUUGUUGAUUAAAUGAAUUAUUUAUUAUAUCAGUGAAUUAUUUUUUCAUAAUAAAUGAAUACAAUAAAUACUAAAAGAUAUCUCGUCAUUAUAAUUAUACAAUAUUUAAUAUUACUUUUUGAUAUCUUUGUUAAUUCAUUUACUAGCUUCUCUAGAUCAAAUUCAAUCAAUUUAUUAAUUCUCUAUGUGGCUCAAGAUAUAUGUAUUGUUAUGACUAUCACACUUCUACUAGUUAACUUCUUUUCUACUUACAUUUUUCAGAUAGGAUUAAUACAAUUAUUAUAUACAAAAUUUCGUAUAACAUUAAUAUUAUGUAUUAUAUAUAUGGUAUUAAGCAUUACUUUACAUAUAUGGGAUAUUAAACUGCAUUGGUCAUCACCUUUCAAAUAUUAUUGGACUACAAAUUUUCAUAUACUCUAUUCAUUACAUAGAGGAGUUACAUUAAAGUUGCAGUUUUAUACUAUUAUUUCUAUAAGAGGGCAUCUCUUCGAAUCGCAGAUCCAAGAUUCUAUGAAAAUUCAACAUGGAUUCAAAGCCAAUUUAUUUUUUCAUAAUUAAUAUUUAUAAUUAAAUGUUACAAUAAAGAAACUAAUAAAAAAUUUUCAUUUGAAAUAAAUAGAAAAACAUAAGAUAACAAAGAAAUUUGA